Anolis carolinensis (green anole) is the source of this 3150-nucleotide messenger RNA. It is a transcript of the gene tgfb1i1, whose product is annotated as transforming growth factor beta 1 induced transcript 1. The record is from RefSeq and is a predicted model, not a curated record. The coding region runs from base 16 to 1716 and encodes 566 amino acids. The transcript is spliced from 11 exons. NCBI's taxonomy places the organism in Eukaryota, Metazoa, Chordata, Lepidosauria, Squamata, Anolidae.
UCCCCUUUGCCAUAAAUGGUCACCCACAGAGAAGGAGGAGGACGAGGAGGAGGAGGAGGCGGGGAAGGCGGAGGAGGAGGAGGAGGAGGCAGGAGGGCUGCCGUGGGGCUGCGCUCCGGGAAGGCGCGUCACUGGGGCGGGCGGCGGGGGGUGCCGCCCAAAAGCCUGGCAGCACCGCAGAGGGAGUUUGGGGAGCCCCCUCCGCACCGGCCCAUCGGGAUGGACGACCUGGAUGCUCUCCUGGCUGACUUGGAGACGACAACCUCCCAUAUCUCCAAAAGGCCGGUUUUGCUUACAGAUUCAGGGGCAGCCCUGAGCCAGGAGAGGAACGCAGAAGCCAAGCCAGCUCCCCCACCUUACAACCCACAGCAGCAGACUGGAACCACUGGCAUGUCUGUUGAGCCUCUUCCAGCAUCUACCCUGCAGGGUGGAAGUGACAAGGAACACCUGUACAGCACGGUCUGCAAGCCACGUUCGCCCAAGCCUAAGGAAGGUGGGCCUCCACCCUUCUCCUCCUCCAGCGGUGUGCUUGGAGCCGGGCUUUGUGAAUUGGAUCGACUGCUGCAGGAACUCAAUGCAACCCAGUUCAAUAUCACAGAUGAAAUAAUGUCCCAGUUUCCAUCCAGCAAAAACCCAAGUGGGGACAAGGGCAAAGACAGGCCAGAAGAUUCUAUCGAUUCUCUGUCUCGGUCAGUGGCUCCUCCAUCUGCAAAGCCAUCUGCCACGUCUGCCACCUUGGAGCUGGACAAGCUCAUGGCCUCUCUGUCAGAUUUCCGGGUCCAGAGCAAUCUCCCAGGAGCUUCCUCCACCAUCACAACGGUAUCACCACCUCCUGCUCCUGCCCGCGUGUCCUCGGCACAGCUCCCGGUGGUUUCGUCCAUUUCCCCCAGCUCUCCUGCUGCGCCACCGCAGAUGUCUCCAGCUCAACCAAGUGGGAAUCUGGACAGCAUGCUUGUGAUGCUGGAGUCCGAUCUCAGCCGCCAAGGGAUCUCCACCACCGCCAAGGGCCUGUGUGCUUCCUGUCAGAAACCCAUUGCAGGGCAGGUGGUGACAGCCCUGGGCAGCACCUGGCACCCCGAGCAUUUUGUCUGCAGCCACUGCCAGAAGGAGAUGGGAGGCAGCAAUUUCUUUGAGAAAGACGGUGCUCCUUACUGUGAGAGGGAUUACUUCCAGCUCUUCUCCCCCCGCUGUGGCCUUUGCAAUGAACCCAUCCUCGAUAAAAUGGUGACUGCACUGGAUAAGAACUGGCACCCCGAGCAUUUCUGCUGCGUCAAAUGUGGGCGGCCCUUUGGGGAGGAAGGCUUUCAUGAGAAGGACGGGAAGCAGUAUUGCCGCCAAGACUUCUAUGAACUCUUCUCCACCCGCUGCCAGGGAUGCAACCAGGCCAUACUGGAGAACUACAUCUCGGCUCUCAAUGCCUUGUGGCAUCCAGAGUGCUUUGUCUGCAGGGAGUGCUACACUCCCUUUGUGAACGGCAGCUUCUUUGAGCACGGCGGCCGCCCGUUUUGUGAGAUCCACUACCACAAGCAACGUGGAUCGCUCUGUUCAGGCUGCGAAAAACCCAUCACCGGGCGGUGCAUAACAGCCAUGGCGCGCAAGUUCCACCCCGAACACUUUGUCUGCGCCUUCUGCCUCAAGCAGCUCAACAAGGGCACCUUCAAGGAGCAGAACGACAAGCCUUACUGCCACCCGUGCUUCAUCAAGCUCUUUGGGUGACCAGGAGGUGCCUCGCCAUUGCUGUGGCCAAGCCAUGCCUACUGCCGGCAUGGGAACAGGGGAGGACCCAUGGGUCCCUCAGUCUUUGACCAAGCCAUACCCACUUCCAUGCGUGGGAGAGGCCUGUGCCUUAGGGGCUUCAACACACAUCACAGAAGCCACCAACACCAUUGCCAAAAACAUACAUGUAUAGAUAAGACCCAUGUGCAAAAAUAAAAUAUAAAACUCCCUUUCCAAAACCAAAAGUGAUGGAUAGAGCAAGGUAUCCCUACUCCUCCUGCCCUACUCAGGAGCCAAUCCCCCUUCAAAGCAUGAGCAGCCAAUAGUUAACCUCGACCACAUCACAUGCCAUUUUGAAGCCACACCUGCAUGUAAUGCAAGCACUUCAGACAGGAGGCAGUGCCUUAAGCCAUGUUCACGAGACCAGCUGGCAGUGCCACCCAGGGAGGAGGUGGGGCCAAAAUGAAGCCUUGUCCCUGCUUCUUUUUAAAUCCUUUGCAAUUUUGCCCAGUAGUGCAAGAUGGGAAGUAUCCGAGCCCCGCUCUCCUUAAUAGGACUUUUAAAAGCCAUAAACCAAAGAGAGAUGCCCUUCCAUACAUUGUUGGACUGCAUCUCCUAUCAUCCAGUACAAUCAGCUUUGGGGCUAUGGCUCAUAGAUACUACAGUCCAAUCAAGAUCAAAUUCCUCAACUUUGCAAUAAAGCCAUUUAGAUUGGAGGUGAGAAAUGCCCCUUUGCUUCUUGUUGUUUUAGGGCAUCUUGUUCUUUUGUCCCAGUAUAUUCAAGUGUUGGGAAGGAAGCCCUCCUCACUCCAGGGCUGUUUUCAAGCACUUAUGAUCUCAGCACUAAAGUGGCUCAACUGUAAGAGAAGAUAAACAACAGAAACUCUUUGGCUCAUCCUUUUUUGGGCAAAAAGACGAGAAGGACUUACGUAGGAACGGCUUCCAAGAGUUGUUUGCAUUAAUGGGAUCUGCCUCUCUCCCUUAGGAGGGCCAUGCAUCUAAGGGAGUUAAAAGCAUGAUAGGAAGGAAUGGAACCUGGUUGUUGUAAGGGACCCAGAACUUGGACUACGAUUCCCAGCGUAGGGAAUUCCAACAGUUACUGUCUAAAAAAAUUAUUUUGCAAAGCUUUGUUUUGUGUUAAGAAAGAGAUGGUUAAAAAUGUCUUGGUUUGCCAAAUAUUAAAGAAGUUCCUAUUUUAAAAGCUAGGGAGAGACAAUGUUUGGGAAAAUAUGCCUAUACUUGUUUUUUUCUGAUUCAUCAGGAUCUUUUUUAAAUCUUUCAGUGUUAAACCCCAAAAGAGGCUUUUCAUAUGAUGCAAUGGAUGUCAUGAGUCCAAAGAGCAUGUGUUCAUUCCUUCUGCCCCAGAUUUCUAUACCAAUUUUUUACCCUCUCACUGCUGUAUAAUAUAUAAUAAAAAAUCACAUGCUAAAAAAA